GCGCCAGAGGCCUGGCAGAGGUGGUGGAGGAGUCCGCGUUCGUGCGUUGAAGCCGGUAUCGCAGCGCGCUCGUAAGAGACCAGGAUGAGUUAUGCAGAAAAACCUGAUGAAAUCACAAAAGAUGAAUGGAUGGAAAAACUUAAUAACUUGCAUAUUCAGAGAGCAGACAUGAACCGCCUUAUCAUGAACUACCUUGUUACAGAGGGCUUUAAAGAAGCAGCAGAGAAAUUUCGAAUGGAGUCUGGAAUUGAACCCAGCGUGGAUUUAGAGACUCUCGAUGAAAGAAUAAAAAUCAGAGAAAUGAUACUGAAAGGACAGAUUCAAGAAGCCAUUUCAUUAAUAAACAGCCUCCAUCCAGAACUGUUAGAUACAAACAGAUAUCUUUACUUUCAUUUGCAGCAGCAGCAUUUGAUUGAACUGAUUCGGCAGCGUGAGACAGAAGCAGCUCUGGAAUUUGCUCAGACCCAAUUAGCAGAACAAGGCGAGGAGAGCCGGGAAUGCCUGACAGAAAUGGAGCGCACGCUGGCUUUGCUUGCCUUCGAUAAUCCUGAAGAAUCACCAUUUGGAGACUUGCUUAACAUGAUGCAGCGACAGAAGGUAUGGAGUGAGGUUAAUCAAGCUGUUCUAGACUAUGAAAAUCGUGAAUCAACACCCAAGUUGGCAAAAUUACUGAAACUACUACUGUGGGCUCAGAAUGAGCUAGACCAGAAGAAAGUGAAAUACCCCAAAAUGACAGACCUCAGCAAGGGGACAAUUGAAGAACCCAAGUAAAAUGUGUGCAGAUGGACAUCAAACAAUCAUAGUACUGCACAGUAUACAUUUAUAUCAGUCUGUGACUGAAAUAUUUUUACUACAGUACAGCACUCAAUUCAGAUUUUUCAAUGAACAUCUAAUUUGAAGGGAGAAAAGUCCCUUUUGAAUGCUGCAAAAACUGCAUUGAAAGGCGCUGUAUCUCUUUGAAAGUCUGACUUAGGCUAUGCACUAUAAUACAUUUUUAAAAAAAACAAUUAAACAGGACAGGAAAAAUCACGUUUUUAAAAGUACAGAACUCAAAGCUUUCUAAUUGGCUACUGAUGCUUAGUUGAGUGGUCAGUGAGUUAAUAUGGAGUUACAUUGGCAAUUAUUCAGUUAAGUUUAACUGUCUCCUGUUUGAAAUGUGUAUAUAGAACAGUGAAUAUUUUCUACCUUUAAGUUAUAGCAAGAUAUACAUUCCCCUUAAGAGUAACUGGUCAUGUUUUCAUCUAUAAACUUUGCAGUAAGGUCAACCUUUUGCCUAGGAAAUAGUGUACAAACUUGUAAAUCUUAAUUUAAGAACUUUUUUUUCCUUGUUUCUGACUUUUUGGUGCUUUAUAUGGUGAGAGCUAUGUUCAUAAUGGAUCAGUGACCCGUCUUUUUUCAUGAGAAGUAUUGUUGGAAAUAAGUUUUUUCUUAAUUUUCAUGAAUGACCAAAAUGGCCCUCAGAGGCAUUUGAGAGUUUUUCUUAAUGGGGACCUUUCCCCUCCAUAUAGAGUUUGCAGCUGCAGACACUGCAGUGAUUCCAGCAGGCUAGUAGAGCUUGGAGGGCCACUGGAUUUUUGUAAGCUGAAAGGCAUACUUGUGUUAGGAAAUGAAGUGGGGGGAGAGAUACUUAUGGAAGCCUCUGAUGCAUCUUCUUGUGCAGGAUCUGCCUUUACUCUUGUUGAAUAAGAAUUGUAGUUUUAGAGCUACUUGGGCUGUUUUUAUGCCUUGAGCUGAGCAGAGCAGGGCUGUCUUUAAAGACUGAAAUGUCCAUUUUUUUUUUUAUUCUUUCCAUACCUUUCUGAAGAGAUGCAGUUCAUCUUCACCUGUAUUACUUUGUUUACUGACUGCCCUCACUCCAGUUAGGAUUCUAGUUUUAAUGUUUUACAUGUGAAGUCCAAGCUUUCAAGUCAACAAAUUGUAAUCUUGUGGGUAUGGGAUGUUCAGGUCAACUUAAUUUUGCAGCACUGUUCACUGGUGUAUAUCCAGUGGUAGUAAGCAUUAAUCUUGCCAAAUCAAUCUGUAGGUUUUUAGGUCUGUAUAUCAAGUUAUUAACGAUUUGUUGAACAAAGACCGAUGUGGUGGGUGAAAUAGCUGAACAUCACGAUGCACUGACAGUUGUCAUACCAGUCCCAUACUGUACAUAAUCUAGUCUUGUAUGGUAGAUAUUACCCUGUAGAAUGAAACUUAGUUUUCACUUAAUUUUACUGGAAUACUUAUGCAUUAAACUGUAUAAAGCUUUGCAGAUACACCUGACUUAAGGAAACUAAAAAAAAAAAAAAAACCUGUUACUGAUUGCAUUACUGUGAACACUGUUUACUUGUGUAGCUAUUUUUUUGUGAGGGGAAUCCAUUGUUUGUUAAGCAGCUAUUAGAGAUGCAGAGCACUAAGUUAAAGCUAGAUGAUGGAUAUAACAAAAUGAGUUGUUCUCAUUUAUUACUGAUAGUUUUGUUCUGCACUUUUAAGGCAUUUUGUGGCAUGGAGGUCUCGAAGUUUAUAUGUAACAAGCAAGCUAUCAGUUGCCCCCAACUACAGCAGUGGUUUGGCUUUCCUUCUCCCAGACUGGUUAUUUUAACACCAAAAUUUUAACAGUUGAGUUCUUUUUCCUUCUUUUUUUUUUUUUUUUUUUUUUUUUCCUUUUCCCAUUCGGUUGAUGUCUGAAAACCAUGUAUAACUUUUAGUUUGUGAGAAACUGUGUGGUUAAUGUCACUUUGUUUAAUAACAAACUGCAGAAACAAAACUGGAAUAGCUCUAAUUUCUUCAUAUGUAACUGAUCAAGCUUUCCUCUGUUUUGAUGCUUACAUGCUAAAUCUCAUCUAAAGCUUCUCCCAGAUGAAGUGGAAAGCAGUGCGGUUUUGUGGCAUGACUAGCAUUUUUCUCCAUGAGAAAUGCAGUAUUACAGUCCUGGUUGAGAAGUUCACUGUACUUCUGGAAUGCUACGUUAAUUUCACAUAGUAUUUGGGCAAAGAGUGAGCAUAGAUUACUUGAAUUUUCACUAGCUUGGUUUUUUUCCAUUAAAAAAACAUGUUUUUUAAGGGGUUUAAUAUAAAGUUAGUACAGUACUAUUUCACUUUGUUUUUAUGAACAUGCCACAUUGAUAAGCAGCUUUAAUCUGUAAAGUUUUUUGGUAACUGCAAGAAAAUAUUCGAAAGCUAUGCAUUUUAGAGAAAGCAUAAAGGUAGUCAUAAUGGUACUUCUAAGGAUCUUUAUAUUAGUGUAUAUAAAAUAGUUUGCAUAUACAAAUAUAAUAUAUAAUCUGUUUGAAAUAUUCUUGAAUGGUAGGGGCUGUGAAACAUUAUAAUUUAUGGAAAUAUUGUACACAGUAAACAGACCUCUGUCAGUACACGAAUGGACUUUUGUCAUAUGCAUGAGAAAUGUCUUAUUUGGUGACUACUAAUGAAUGGGAUUUUGUUAACCCAUUUUUGUUAGAUAACCACUUUAACAAAUGCUAUUAAAUGCCACUUUGAACAGUU
Messenger RNA from Gallus gallus (chicken), 3470 nucleotides. It is a transcript of the gene GID8, whose product is annotated as GID complex subunit 8. The coding region runs from base 85 to 771 and encodes 228 amino acids. Gene Ontology annotation, cellular component: nucleus; cytoplasm. Gene Ontology annotation, biological process: proteasome-mediated ubiquitin-dependent protein catabolic process; positive regulation of canonical Wnt signaling pathway. Gene Ontology annotation, molecular function: protein binding. The record is from RefSeq and is marked provisional. NCBI's taxonomy places the organism in Eukaryota, Metazoa, Chordata, Aves, Galliformes, Phasianidae. The transcript is spliced from 5 exons.